AUGGCAGAUAGAAAUACAUUGGUCACUAUGCACUAUAACGGUUUCGUGUUUAUUGAUGAAAAUAUCAGUUUUUCAUUCAACGAAACAGAUACGGUGAUGUUCAAACUUCACCGAAGUUCUGAUAUCCGUCAUCUAAAAGAUAGAAUUGAAAAAAAAGUGAAUCGUCUAGUUCAGGAUAUUACUUACCGUCAACCAUUACCUAAUGGGGUAGAUGGUGGUGUGUUCUACGUAAUGAUGCAGAUAGACACAGACAACACAGUCAAAUCAAUGUUUCAAUGUCAUUACACAAUGCCCCAGUUGAAGACGAUUGAAAUAUAUGUUCGCCUUGAAGACGAGGCAUAUCCAACACAAUCAUCAUAUUCGCAUCAAUACGAAGUGAGCCAAAUAAAUGAUGAAGAAAUAACGCAAAAUAAUGAACCUUUCAUCCGGAACGAGGAGGUUGGUGAAUACAGUGACGAUGAGCUCGAUGAUAUUCACUUUGAAGAUCUAUUCGGUGAUGACGAUGACGAGGGUCACGAUGAACUCAUGCAGUCAUAG
Molecule: messenger RNA, 537 nt
Organism: Lathyrus sativus (Indian pea)
Lineage: Eukaryota; Viridiplantae; Streptophyta; Magnoliopsida; Fabales; Fabaceae
Source: the annotation of a GenBank genome assembly